Messenger RNA from Zophobas morio, 1365 nucleotides. Its product is annotated as skin secretory protein xP2. The transcript has 2 exons. Lineage: Eukaryota; Metazoa; Arthropoda; Insecta; Coleoptera; Tenebrionidae. Bases 32 to 1150 code for a protein of 372 amino acids. The record is from RefSeq and is a predicted model, not a curated record.
CAACAGCACAGAGCCUUCCACAUCUCCAAUCAUGAAGGCCUUGAUUGUAUUGAGCGCUGUGUGCCUGUGCGUGGCUCUAGCUGCUGAGCCUGAACAAAAAGAGGCAACGCAGGAGACCAAGAAACAGGAAAAACGCGGGCUCAUCGGGCUCGGCGACCAUGGUGGAUUUGGUGGCGGAGACUUGGGUGGACAUGAUUUCGGCGGCGGUGGAUUGGAGCUUGGGGGACACGGAGGCUACGGAGGCUACGGAGGAGAAAUCAGUCUUGGUGACAUCGGUGGAGGUGGUGGCCACGACCACCACGAACACCACGAACACGUAAAGACGGUCGUGGUUGAGAAGAAAAUUCCAGUCCCUUACACUGUUACUAAGCACGUACCUUACCAUGUGGAAAAGAAAAUCCCAUAUGAGGUUAAAGUUCCAGUACCUCAACCCUACACCGUAGAAAAGAAAAUCCCUGUACCAGUUAAGGAGUACGUUAAAGUACCAUACAUCGUUCCUCAACCAUACGAAGUCAUCAAGAAGAUUCCUUAUGAAGUCAAAGUACCCGUACCAAGACCUUACGAAGUCAAAGUACCUGUUCCCCAACCCUACACCGUCGAGAAGAAAAUCCCUGUUCCAGUCAAAGUGCCCGUACCACAGCCCUAUACCGUCGAAAAGAAAGUUCCGUAUCCAGUCAAGGUAGAGAUUCCAGUUCCACAACCCUACACCGUGGAGAAAAAGGUACCUUACGAAGUUAAAGUACCUGUGGAUAGGCCAUACCCCGUGCACGUACCAAAACCAUACCCAGUCACUGUCGAAAAACACAUUCCAGUACCAGUAGAAAAACCAGUGCCUUAUGAAGUAAAAAUACCCGUCGACAGGCCUUAUCCCGUCGAGGUACCUAAACCUGUCCCAUAUCACGUCAAGGUACCCGUACCUCAACCCUACACCGUUGAAAGGAAGAUACCAGUCGAGAUCGAGAAGCCUGUACCAGUACCAGUUAAAGUACCCGUGGAUAAACCAUAUCCCGUGUACAAAGAAAUUCCGUACCCGGUAGAAAAACCGGUGCCAGUUCCAGUCAAAAUUCCCGUGCACAUACCGAUUAAGAUCCAUUCGCACCACGAAGAACUGGGUGGUUUGGAAGGAUCUUACGGGGGGUAUCACCACUGAUUUGUUGUUAGAUCGUUAUUCAUUGUUAUGUAAUUACUUUUUUUAUAUCUUUGUGCUUGUUAAACGCGCUAAUUAAUGUACUUCAUUUCGACAUUUGCUCAAUUUAAAUCGUUUCCUCAUUUAAAUUCAUGAAGCGUGCAGUAUUAUUACUUAGAAACUGUGUUAAUUAGUGUAAUUUAUCUACUUUUAUAAUAAAUCAUUUCUACGUACAACAA